UAAAAGGAUGCAAGACGCUGAACAUGUCUGUGUGCUCCAUGGGACCGACUCCUGGCGGCUACAUCACCAACAAUCUGUACAGCUGGGUGGACCCACAGGGCCGGAGUGUCUCCCCGCCACCUGAUAGCCAGGAAGACAGUCAAAGGCACGGGCACAGGAUGGACGAGCGAACGGUGAACCUGAACAUGGAAGGAGGUCGAUCUCUGGGUCUAAUGAUCAGGGGUGGUGCUGAGUAUGGACUGGGCAUAUACAUUACUGGAGUGGACCCUGGAUCUGCUGCAGACAUUGGUGGACUAAAGGUGGGUGAUCAGAUAUUGGAAGUCAACGGUCAGAGCUUUGUGACCAUCUCCCACGAUGAGGCGGUUCAUAUCCUAAAAACAGGGUACAACUUGCUGAUGAACGUGAGGGAUGUUGCCCGUCUACCUCACGCAUGCACAGUGGUGGAUGAGCCCAAAUGUAUCAGCGGUCGGGGAAUAAUCGAGUCCAGUGCGCCUGCUAACCCCAGUUCUGUCCCCAACACCACUAUCAGCAGUGGCAUCCAUGGUACUGGCAGUUCCAGUAACUGUUGUACAAGACCGUCUUCAGCCAGAGCUACACCUGUAUUAGGAAAGCCAGCAGGAUACAGAGGUGUGGGCCCACCCAGUGCUCAGGUGUCACUGGAACAGCAGGCCUACAUGUUGCUGACAGAUCCAGAGAGGCAAACCAUGGCCUACUACCUGCAGGAGUACCAAGAAGGACAUAUAGGAGUAGAGUCUCUGACCAUGGCUCUGUUUGAGCUUUUCAAUACACAUGCAAAGUUGUCCAUGUUGUCUGAGAUGAGGAGACUGGUGGCGCCACAGGAUCUGGACGUGUAUGAUAGACUGGUGUUGCAACAUGGAAGGGAGUCUCACCAGUCCUGGCGUGGAGGCCUAGAAGUGUGGCAGUCUCAGGGCCACUGUAGCCAUAUAGCCCCUGUGAUCCAUGAUGCAGAGCAAACCAUCCCUGCUAUGGAUGAAACGCAGGCUUCAAGUGAACCUCUUCCACCCUUCAGAGCUGCUUCUGUCCAGGCCCAAAGAAGACCAUUCCCGGAGAAAGAGUUCAAUUGCAAGCCUUCAGCCAAAGUGGUGCAGCCCAUUUCUUGCCUGCUCGUCACUGGUCCCACCCAUUUACUCCAGGACUGUCCCCACAAGCCUAUCAAAUCCCUUCCCACCAGCCAAAACCAGCCAAAACCAGCCUCCCCCCACCAUGCAUGCCCUGGUCCCACCCACUACACUUCCCUUAAUUCCCUUCAACACACCUGCCAGAAUUCCUUCCAGCUCUCUGAUUCUGAACACCACAAUAAUCCCCAUUUUGAUUACCAUGUCCACCAUCAUAGCCAGCCCAUUUCAGGUCACCACACCUGCCCAGGUUUCCUGCAUUACCGGGACUUGCCCAGCUCUGCUAAACCAGAGGCAUCUAUCAAGUUUUCUUCUAGAUCCAGCUCCUAUGAAAAGUCUUCCGUCUUGUCAAUGUCUGCAUCCUCUUCAAAAGCAGCAACUCCCCUGCCAUCCCCUCAACCAUCUCAUCAUCCCUCACCAUGUCCGUCCCCGUGCCCCUCUCUCAUCACGCCUGCUGCUCCACCCUUUAGCGCUGACCAACGCUGCUCACCUGCUCUCACACAGAAAGUCAUUGUAACAGAAAUGAACCGGCUAUCAGCAGAUGCCAGACCACAGCAAAGAGGGGCCACCCUGUCACAGUUGUCAGACAGCGGCCAGACUCUGAGUGAGGACAGCGGGGUGGAUAUAGCAGAGGCAGGAGGCUUCAGUAAAGAUGGCAGCCCACGACCUAGCAAAACUCACCGGACCCAUCUGGAACAGCCAGGAUUUCAUGCACUUUCUCCAGGGAUUGGCAGACAACAGUCUCCUUCACCUGUACCAGUGCCUACUGCUGUGCUGGUGCGAGUGUUGAAAAAUUCAAACACCUUGGGCAUCGCAAUAGAGGGUGGAGGAAGUACACGCCAACCUUUGCCUCGCAUAGUCUCCAUUCAGAAAGGAGGCUCGGCUCAUAACUGCGGCCAGCUGAAAACUGGCCAGGUCAUUCUGGAGGUUGAUGGCAUCCCCUUGCAAGGCCGGGAACACAAAGAUGCUGCCAGGAUCAUCGCUGAAGCCUUCAAGACAAAAGAAAAGGGACACAUUGACUUCCUGGUAGUUGAGCCAGGGCUCUAGUAUUGGAACUUUGCACUUUAUGCAGCUUGGUUUAAGAAAACACUGUUUUACGUGAAAGAUGCUAAACUCCAUAUGGUGUUGUCCUAUAAUCAAGGCUCAUAUUUUAUUGUCAGGGAAAGGAUUAUUGGACUGAUGUAUCAGGUACUUGUUGAUUGCACUCUACAGAAAUUUGCACAAUUUAAAGUAGGUAGUAUGAUAACAAUUGUUAUAAAUACCUGUGCUAUUUGCAGUUGUUUAGUUUUUUCAUUUUAUUUAAUUGUGUUUCACUAGAAGAGCCAUUAGCACUAAUUGAUGCUACAGCAAGUAAUACUGACAACAGCCAAUCAUGCCAAAGUGAGUGAACCUGGUCUUUGUAUGCUUUUCAUUGUUUAGAGAAUCCAGAGAAACAGAACUGUUUACAGUCUCUUAUGGCAAAGAGCAACAGUAUUAUUGCACUUACCAACUUAGCAUGUAGAACUUCAAUACAAGCAUACAGUUAGGUCAGAUUAAUUGCUUAAUUAGAAGAUCCAUUAUAUGGACUAAAAUGUUGGGCCACCUACACACUUUAUCUUCAGUAGCUUUUAAUACAUCUCAUUCCACAGUUAUAGGCAUUGAUAUGGAGUCGGUCUGUCCUUUGAGCUUCCACAGCUUCCACUUUUCUGGGAAACCUCUCUGCAAGGUUUUUCACGUGUCUGUGUGAAGUUUUGCCCAUUCGUCUAGAAUAGCAAUUCUGAGAUCAGCCACUGAUGGUGGAAGAGAGGACCUGUGUCACAAUCUCCAUUCUAGUUCACCCCAACAGUGUUUGAUGGGGUUGAGGUUGGGGUUCUGUGCACCAACCAAUCAUGCAUUUCUGUACUUGCAUUAUGGUAAAUGGUGAAUGAACUGAUUCCUAUAUAGCGAGCUGUUGUUUAGUGAGUGAAAGCUUACUGAGCUGUCAGUCAGACUAGAAAAAUCCUUCAGUCCAUUUUGGUCCGUUUUAAUUGCUUCUAGGAUUGCCAGUAAUAAACAUAAUGAGUACCACGUGAUCACAACUGGCAGGAUUUAGUGAUAAAAGCCAAUUUACAAUUAAAGAUGACCAAGCAACUCAAGCAGACUAAUAAGUAAUAAGUGUUUUUUCUUUUUUUAGUGACACUAGUUUUACAGUAUUUAAUAGCUCCACACAAAUACAAAUGGAAUACUAUCUUGUACAUAUUACAUGAAAAACUAAAACAGUUUAAUUCUAAUAAAUAUUAUAAUAACACUUUAU
Pundamilia nyererei is the source of this 3408-nucleotide messenger RNA. It is a transcript of the gene whrnb, whose product is annotated as whirlin b. Lineage: Eukaryota; Metazoa; Chordata; Actinopteri; Cichliformes; Cichlidae. The coding region runs from base 24 to 2183 and encodes 719 amino acids. Gene Ontology annotation, cellular component: stereocilium tip; cilium; stereocilia ankle link complex. Gene Ontology annotation, biological process: sensory perception of sound; auditory receptor cell stereocilium organization. The record is from RefSeq and is a predicted model, not a curated record. The transcript has 10 exons. Gene Ontology annotation, molecular function: protein binding.